AUGGCUGUCAAAUCCUUCGAAGUCACAGAUCCUGUUUUAUCGAGUUUGAAAGGUUUUGCCCUUGCCAACCCUUCUAUUACCCUCGUUCCUGAGGAAAAGGUUCUAUUCAUAGAAACUGCAAAGGAGAAAAUUGCUAUUAUAUCAGGUGGUGGAACUGGUCAUGAACCAUCUCAUGCUGGUUUCAUUGGUAAAGGUAUGUUAAGUGGUGCAGUAUGUGGUGAUAUUUUUGCCUCUCCUUCUACGAAACAGAUCCUUAAUGCCAUUAGAUUAGUCAAUAGUCAAUCUAGUGGGGUGUUAUUAUUGGUGAAAAACUAUACUGGUGAUGUUCUUCAUUUCGGUCUAUCUGCAGAAAGGGCUAGAGCUUUAGGUAUUAACUGUCAUGUUGUUGUCAUUGGUGAUGAUGUUGCAGUUGGUAGAGCCAAAGGAGGCAUGGUUGGAAGAAGAGCGUUGGCUGGUACAGUCUUAGUUCAUAAGAUCACUGGUGCUUUUGCUGAAUCCUAUUCCGCUAAAUAUGGUUUAGAAGGUACCGCUAAAGCUGCCCAAAUUGUCAUUGAUAGUCUCGUUACCAUUGGUUCUUCUUUGGACCAUUGUAAGGUUCCAGGUAGAAAAUUCGAAACUAAUCUACAAGCUAAUCAAAUGGAAGUUGGUAUGGGUAUACAUAACGAGCCUGGUGUUCAAACCCUUGAACCAAUUCCAUCUACUGAGGAUUUGAUCUCCAAGCAUAUGCUACCAAAAUUACUAGAUCCAACCGAUAAGGACAGGGCAUUCGUAGAUUUUAACACAGGUGAUGAGGUUACGUUGUUGAUUAACAACCUAGGUGGUGUUUCGAACUUUAUUAUUUCAGCAAUUGCUGAAACGACUACAAGGUUCCUGAAGCAACAAUACAAUAUUACUCCAAAGAAAGUUAUGACUGGUACCCUGAUGACUGCCUUUAAUGGUAAUGGUUUUAGUAUAACCUUAUUAAAUUCAACUAAAGCAUCAAAUGAACUUAAUGCUGCCUUCCCAGAAAUUAAAUCUGUCUUUGAACUUCUUGAAGCUUACACAGACGCUCCUGGGUGGUCUCCUGGUUUCUUUGAGGCCAAAUCUGCACCAUCUAUUGACUCAAGUGUAUUACAUACAGAUGUUAAAGUUACAGAAGUAGGAAGUUAUGAUUACUCUGCAUUUUCUAAAUGGAUGAAGGCAGGUGCUCAAAAUGUAAUUAAAGCUGAACCACAUAUUACCGAAUUGGAUACUUUAGUCGGUGAUGGUGAUUGUGGUUAUACUUUAGUUUCAGGAGUCAACGGUAUUACUGAAAACCUUGAAAAUAUAUCAAAAACUUCUCUUUCUGAAGCAAUGGCACAAGUGUCUGAUAUUAUUGAGGGAUCUAUGGGUGGUACUUCUGGUGGUCUGUAUAGUAUUCUAAUCUCAGGCCUAUCACAUGGUAUCAUUCAAACAUGCAAGAAUAAGGACGAACCUGUCACUAAAGAAAAUCUUGCUAAGUCUUUCGAAAUUGCAUUGGAAACAUUGUACAAAUAUACUGGAGCAAGAAUUGGAUCAUCUACUUUAAUUGAUGCCUUAGAACCAUUUGUGGUCGAAUUCUCCAAAUCAAAAGAUUUCAAGAAGGCUGUUUCCGCUGCUAAUGUUGGUGCAAAAUCUACUGCAACAUUUGAGGCUAAAUUUGGUAGAGCUUCGUAUGUUUCAGACUCUGCUAGCGUUGAAGAUCCAGGUGCAGUCGGUUUUGUCGAAUUUUUGAAGGGGGUCGAAUCAGCUUUAUAA
Messenger RNA from Maudiozyma barnettii, 1755 nucleotides. It is a transcript of the gene DAK1, whose product is annotated as dihydroxyacetone kinase. Gene Ontology annotation, cellular component: cytosol. Gene Ontology annotation, biological process: glycerol catabolic process. Lineage: Eukaryota; Fungi; Ascomycota; Saccharomycetes; Saccharomycetales; Saccharomycetaceae. The record is from RefSeq and is a predicted model, not a curated record. Gene Ontology annotation, molecular function: ATP binding; glycerone kinase activity. The coding region runs from base 1 to 1755 and encodes 584 amino acids. The transcript has a single exon.